Strongylocentrotus purpuratus (purple sea urchin) is the source of this 1202-nucleotide messenger RNA. Its product is annotated as lysozyme. Bases 58 to 477 code for a protein of 139 amino acids. NCBI's taxonomy places the organism in Eukaryota, Metazoa, Echinodermata, Echinoidea, Camarodonta, Strongylocentrotidae. The transcript has 3 exons. The record is from RefSeq and is a predicted model, not a curated record. Gene Ontology annotation, molecular function: lysozyme activity.
CCAUUUCUUGUUUGCCUUAUAAUCGAAUGUCAUUUGCCCAUUGAUUGGUAACCAAAGAUGUUGCUCCGCGGUCUUCUAUUCUCUCUCUUUUUCCUGGUGGUCUGGGGAGCAUCUCCGGUACCAUAUGACUGUCUCAAUUGUAUCUGCGAGGUAGAGUCUAAUUGUGCCAUGCCUAACCCACCCUGUAGGAUGGACGUGGGAUCACUAUCGUGUGGCCCAUUUCAAAUCAAGCAGGCAUACUGGACGGAUGCUAAGCGGCACGGCGGGUACCUCAUGGGAUCAUGGAGUGCAUGUACUGCUAACUGGGGUUGCAGUCGGAAUGCUGUCCAGGCCUACAUGACUCGCUAUGCCACGGUCGGGCGUUUAGGGCACACGCCAAGAUGUGAAGACUUCGCGCGUAUUCACAACGGCGGCCCAAACGGCUUCCAGAAAAGCGGCACGGUUGCUUAUUGGAACAAAGUAAGGGCAUGUCUGUAACACAAUGAUGUUGUUGAGCCUUGCCCGAAUUAAGAAAAAAAUUCUGGAGAUAACGUAUAGAAAUAUGGACAAAAUAUAAAGUUUAUAGAGAUGAAAUGCGCUUCAGCCAUCUUUUCAAUUAAGGGGGGGGGGGGUGUAAACUGUGAAGUGCCACAGGAGUGGUCUGUAAUUAACUACUUAAGUGUAGAGCUUUGAAGUAAACUUUGGCCAACAGAAUUGUUUGGGUUAAGGGGGUAGGAAGCAAAUGUUUCAAGAAGAAGAAGAAAUAGGCCUACUAAAGAAUUUGGAUCGAAGCAGGACGCUCUCUAUUAGUAGCUUGAUGAUGUAUCCAUCAGCAAAUACAGAGCGCCAUCUAAGUCGACUAUAUAGAUAUUGCGAACUUUCAUACAGAGCAUUGUUUAAUUGAUUAACCCUCUUGUGAUGGUCGAUUUCAUUUAAACUAAUAUGUUUCCUUCUAUAAAGGAGUCCAGACUUAAGUAUUUCCUAGAAUCCAAUUAAAAAUUUGUCAAACGAAAGAAAUAUUAACAGAUUUUGUCAGUGAUCAAAGCUAACUUCUCUUCGUUCUGCUUAUAAGUUGAUUGUUUUCUUGAUUGGGUAUUUCAUGAAUUACAGACUCUAUUUCCAUCGCGAUUUAACGAUGUUAUAAUGCUUAUUGAGAACAAACAUUAGCACAAUACAAAUAUCUUAUAAUAUAUGAAAUAAAUAAGCACAUUAUUUCCAGUGAA